CACAAUGAUGACAUAGCAACUUGAGAGUGCAGUAUAACUUUUUUCCUGCUUUUUUUUGUCAGUUCUGUACCACAGAGUUCUGGCAGCAAUAUUUCUUUUCCUGCAACCUCUUCCAGCAUAUAAUCCUUGAUUCAACUGUUUCAAUUCUGUUUUGGGAAUAAAGGGAAGAAGCUUCAGGACUGAAAGAUUUACUUCAACCACAAAAUGAAGUGCCUUCCGUUGCUUGCAGUACUUGUGAGUGGAAUACUCUGUCAGUAUGAAGACUAUGACAGCCCAGUUUACCACUAUCCUUAUUACCCAGAUGCUGGUUUUGAUUCCCUGUCCAUGCCUUCGGUCCAAGGUUGUUCUGCCGAAUGUAGCUGCCCAUCUUCCUCAGCCAUGUAUUGUGAUAACAGGAAACUAACUGCAAUCCCACCUAUUCCACCAAAUGUUAAAUAUCUCUAUCUACAAAACAAUAUGCUAACUGAAAUUAAAGAUGGUGCCUUUGAUAAUGCAACAGAAUUAGCAUGGCUUGUUCUAGACUACAAUGACAUCACUAAUGGUAAAAUCGGCAGAAAUACCUUCAACAAGCUGAAGAACCUGGAGAGACUAUAUUUUACACACAACAAUCUUACUGAACCAGUUGGUCCACUUCCCAAGACACUGACUGAGCUAAGACUGAAUAAUAAUAAACUUUCAAAGAUUUCUGCUAAUGCCUUUGAAGGGCUUGAGAACCUGACUACUCUUCAUCUCCAAGAAAAUGAACUUAAGGAUGUUCCAGGAGCUAAUGUGUUCAAAGGUUUAAAAUCCUUAGUGCAGCUUGAUAUAAGCCACAAUAAACUGAAGAAACUGCCUUCUGGACUGCCACCUACUUUGUUGGAGUUUUAUGCUGACCACAACAGUAUCACCAAUGUUCCUGAUGAAUAUUUUCAGAGAUUCAUAAGCCUUCAAUACCUACGAUUAUCAUAUAAUCAGAUCUCUGAUGCCGGUAUUCCAGGAAAUGUAUUUAACAUCUCAUCUCUGCUUGAACUGGAUCUCUCAUUCAAUCAACUGAAGAACAUUCCAACUGUUAGUGAAAACUUAGAAAAUCUCUAUCUUCAGAGUAACCAGAUAAGCAAAAUCAGCAUGAGCAGCUUUUGUAAAGUCGUUUCACCAAUGGAUUUUUCCAAGCUGAGACAUCUCCGUUUGGAUGCCAACAACCUUACUAGAGAAAGCUUACCAAUCGAUGUGAACAAUUGCCUUCGUCAAGCUUCUGAAAUAAUUUUGGAUUAAUCCACAUUUGCAGCUUGAGUUCCAUUUUAGGCUUUAUGGAGACAUAUGCUCAGCUAGCAUUAUGUUACUUUGCCCAGCAAUGAGUUUAUUUAGGGUUUCUAAACAAGAGUUCUGCAAAAUAGUUUAAUGUUUAACUUCUGUUUAUGUCUGCAUAUAUUUGCAAUGAACACUCAGUAACAUAAAUAAAAGUAAACAACACUUAAAAUGUAAUAAGCAGAUAGUAAUAAAUAUAAUGAAAAGAGAUUUUCUUCUUUUUAAUAGGAGAACAUGUAUAUCUCAAUUUAUUCAACAAGUACUCCUUAGUAGUGAUUGACAGGCCAUGAGAAAAAAAAAAAUAAACUAAUGAAAUGUGUCAAACAGCACUGAUUAGAAACACAGAAUAGAAAAAAUAAUAAUUACUGCAUUACCUGGUGGAUAGAAGUGAAACUGAUGCUUUUCAGAAUGUAUAGAUGUAUAGUUAAAGUAUAAUGAAAAUGUUUCUAACAAUCCACUUUCUAUUCAAGUGUUUACAGUUCAUGUUUGUGCAAAUCCCUUUUCAGUACACUGCAUAACAUCUCAUCUCAUUUUUCACGAAUGCAAUAUGCAGACUUCAUUUUAUUAUGUUUUGUAAGCUCCAUUAAAUAUAAGCAAUAAAUAAACAGCAAUGGGUA
Molecule: messenger RNA, 1901 nt
Organism: Protopterus annectens (West African lungfish)
Lineage: Eukaryota; Metazoa; Chordata; Ceratodontiformes; Protopteridae
Gene: LUM
Product: lumican
Exons: 3
Coding region: 205-1251 (348 amino acids)
Molecular function (GO): protein binding
Source: RefSeq, a predicted model, not a curated record